This is a messenger RNA of Euleptes europaea (tarantolino), 824 nucleotides long. RefSeq names its product Yip1 domain family member 4 (gene YIPF4). Gene Ontology annotation, cellular component: trans-Golgi network; membrane. Gene Ontology annotation, biological process: vesicle fusion with Golgi apparatus; endoplasmic reticulum to Golgi vesicle-mediated transport. The coding region runs from base 1 to 768 and encodes 255 amino acids. NCBI's taxonomy places the organism in Eukaryota, Metazoa, Chordata, Lepidosauria, Squamata, Sphaerodactylidae. The record is from RefSeq and is a predicted model, not a curated record. The transcript has 6 exons.
AUGCAGCCUCCGGGCCCCCAGCAGCCUCCCCCCGCUCCGCCGCCGCCGCUCUACGCGCCUCAUAACGGAGACUUCACCUUCGUCUCCUCGGCCGAAGCGGAAGAACUUAGCGGUUCAAUAGCUUCUCCUGAUGUGAAGCUCAAUCUUGGAGGAGGAAGUGGAGAAUUUAUUAAAGAAUCUACUGCAACUACAUUCUUAAGACAGAGAGGUUAUGGCUGGCUUUUGGAAGUAGAGGAUGAUGACCCUGAAGAUAAUAAGCCUCUCUUGGAGGAGCUAGACAUUGAUCUGAAGGAUAUAUACUACAAAAUUCGGUGUGUCUUGAUGCCGAUGCCUUCACUUGGAUUUAAUAGACAAGUAGUAAGAGAUAAUCCUGACUUCUGGGGUCCGCUGGCAGUUGUCCUGUUCUUUUCAAUGAUCUCAUUAUAUGGGCAAUUCAAGGUUGUAUCCUGGAUUAUAACUAUUUGGAUAUUUGGAUCCUUGACAAUCUUUCUGUUGGCCAGAGUUCUUGGAGGAGAGGUAGCAUACGGCCAGGUUCUUGGAGUGAUCGGAUAUUCCUUACUUCCUCUUAUUGUAAUAGCACCUGUGCUCUUGGUGGUUGGAUCAUUUGAAGUUGUUUCUACUUUAAUAAAACUUUUUGGAGUCUUUUGGGCUGCAUACAGUGCUGCUUCGUUAUUAGUUGGAGAAGAGUUUAAGACCAAGAAGCCCCUCCUGAUCUAUCCCAUCUUCUUAUUGUACAUUUAUUUUUUGUCCUUGUAUACUGGGGCCUGAUCUGCAGUACUGAAUUGGGACAGGAACAGUCUCGCUUACCAUGAAGAUUGAUGAAA